AUGAUGGCAUCGGUGGGCAAGAGCAAACAAGAAGCGGUCACGGAGCCAAAGAGCGGAUGCGCCCUCACGCGACAGGGAGGUUCCACUCGCCACACGACCGGCCGAGUUCCGCGCUUCCAGACCUUUCGCCUCUCAGCCAACCGGAAGCCCCCUCGCACAUCUCCGGAAGAUCCAAAUCUUGCAAAUUUCGAAAGAGUUACCCCUAUAUCUCUCUCGGCAACAUGGUCUUACGCGGGUUAUUCCAAUUGUGCAAGAAUUACUGCCUCAACUGCAACAUCCAUGGCAUGCGAUACUUGGCUGAGCCAGGCCGCCAUUGGUCGGAACGGUGACAGUGCUGUGAGCUUCAAUACGGAGACAGAAAGCAUUCGCUGGAACACUCCCUUCAUUGCAGUUAGUGUUUGCGAGUUCUCGAACAGUAAAGCCGACACAAACGAAUAUUUCCGGAAUUGGAUAACCAGCACUUUGGGGGGCCCACGUCUAAAUAUGAUAUCUAACGUGACUACUGGUCCAGGCACAUUAUCAAUCGAAAUGAAAGAGACGACAAAAGUCUUCACGCACAGCCCUGAUGAUGUACCUGACGUGGGAGCAGAUGAGACUGUCUUCAAUGACAUUACACAAAAAGAACAAACCCAAGUUGUUGGUGUAUCCAUUACGGAGAAGAAGAAGAAGAAGAAGAAGCAGAAGAAGCAGAAGAAGCAGAAGAAGCAGAAGAAGCAGAAGAAGCAGAAGAAGAAGAAGAAGAAGAAUGGAAUACAUUGUGUUUAUUAUUUUCUAGGCCAGUGCGAUACAGCCCUAUUAUUCUUUUUGUUGGCACUUGCCCUUCUUACUGGAGAGAAAAUAAUAGUUAAACAUUUGGAAAAAAUCACUGUGAACGACCCGUCGGUUCGGGAAGCGACUCUAGAGCAGCGCCAGUGCCGGUUCUCAGACGAGAACACGCUCUACAUGUACGACAAAUACAGCUUCAAGGGCUGCAUCAUCGAAUGUCGCAAGCGGCACCACAUGCGCGAAUGCAACUGCACGUCACACUUGAUGCCUCACGUCAAGCCGGAGGAAGCGUGUGACAUG
This is a messenger RNA of Gryllus bimaculatus (two-spotted cricket), 1065 nucleotides long. NCBI's taxonomy places the organism in Eukaryota, Metazoa, Arthropoda, Insecta, Orthoptera, Gryllidae. The record is from the annotation of a GenBank genome assembly.